Molecule: messenger RNA, 2652 nt
Organism: Halichondria panicea
Lineage: Eukaryota; Metazoa; Porifera; Demospongiae; Suberitida; Halichondriidae
Product: vacuolar protein sorting-associated protein 53 homolog
Exons: 17
Coding region: 63-2510 (815 amino acids)
Biological process (GO): retrograde transport, endosome to Golgi
Cellular component (GO): GARP complex
Source: RefSeq, a predicted model, not a curated record
CCCUCCCCCCCUUUUCAUUCUGAGCUCUGAUCUCUGAGCAUCUAAAACCAAACACAGCUAAAAUGUCUUCAGUCAGGGAGGGCCCCAGUGAUGAGCUCCUUGCUGGCUGGUCCACUGAGCUGGAGGCUGUACUCUACUCGCCCGAGGUGGAGGAAGCCAUCAACGAGGUGUUCCCGAGUAGCAAUCCCCUGGACAAGAGAGACUUCAAUCCGGUCGAGUAUAUCAACGAACUGUUCCCCAGUGAACAAAGCCUCGCCGGGAUUGAUGAUCGUGUUACAACCAUUCGAGUGCAAAUAAAUCAGUUGGAUGAGGAGAUUCGCACUAUUGUGCGUGGUCAGGCUGAUGCCGGACAUGACGGCAGACAGUCCCUGGAGGAGGCCCAUGAAGCCAUUCAAGAGUUGUUUGGUCGUAUCCGGAACAUCAAAGAGAAGGCAGAGCAGAGUGAGCACACGGUCAAGAAGAUCACCAGCGAUAUUAAGCAACUGGACAAUGCUAAGAAACAUCUCACAGACUCUAUUCGGACGUUGGAACGAUUGAGGUUCCUUAUCACUAAUAUGGAUCAGCUACAAGUGGACGCUCGUGGGCGUCGCUAUGGCGAUGUGACAACACAACUUCACGGUGUGAUGGGCGUAGUUGAAGAGUUUCGUAAAUAUCAGAGCAUCCCUCAAAUCAAGCAACUUAUAGACAGGCUACAAUCUCUUCAGUAUGAUCUCGGACAACAGAUAAAGGUUGAUUUUGAGAAGGCGUUCUCCAUCAAGGGAGCACCUCAAGGAACAAAGGCUCAUCUGCAUGAUGCUUGCUUGGUGGUUGAUGCGUUAGGAGGAAAGAGCAAGGACGAGCUGAUUGGCUGGUUUGUACGUCUCCAGCUCUCAGACUACGAGGUGAUGUAUCAUGACAGUCUGGAGGGGGCGUGGCUUGACAAGGUGGACCGUCGUUAUUCCUGGAUGAAGAGAACUCUCCUCAAUUAUGAGGAGGAGAAUAAAAUCAUCUUCCCCGAAACUUGGGCCAUCCCUGAGAGGACCAUAGUGCAGUUCUGUGAGGCUACUAGGUCUAGUCUGACAGGUCUCAUGCGGAGCAAGGCUGGGGACUUGGAGGUCAAGUUGUUACUUUAUGCAAUCCAGAAAACAACAGCAUUUGAGAAACUCAUUUCUCAGAAAUAUGCAAACAGUCAGUACAUUCUCUCAUUGGCUCCGCCCACGCCCGAACCAGUCAAAGAUGACAAAGAAGAUAAAGAAGAUGAGGAAGAGAAGCCCCACAAGAAGCGUCCUGACUCCUCACCCUUCAUGGGCAUGAUAUCUCGAUGCUUUGAACCUCACCUUAGUAUCUACAUCUCCUCACAAGACAAGUCACUGUUUGAGCUGAUGGACAAUCUUGUGGCGGAUAUAAAGUCCAAAGGUCAACCCCUCCCCUCCUCAGACGGCAGUGGAGUGGUCAUGUCGAGUGCAGCCGACUUAUUUGUAUUCUACAAGAAGUGCUUGGUCCAGUGCACGUCCUUGUCCACUGGCCCUGCCCUCCUGGAGCUCACAGAGCUCUUCAAGAAGUACCUGCGCGAGUAUUGCAGUCGAGUGCUCACUCCCUGUCUGCCAAAAUUGUCAACGACCACCUCCGGUAAGCUGAGUCUAGGAUCACUGAGGGGGGCGGGGCCAGCAGACACGCCCCCUCUAAGCAAAGCAGAUCUCCUAACGAGUUGCUCCGUCCUGUGCACUGCUGACUACUGCCUGGAAACCACGCAACAACUGGAGGGAAAACUCAAGGAAAAGAUCAAGCUGACCUUGGCGGAUAAGAUCACCUUCACUACGGAGACUGAGGGGUUUCACAGUAUCAUCUCGAGCACUAUUCAACUUCUGGUACAAGAUCUUGAGAACUUGUGUACAUCAGCCUUCAAUGCAAUGGUCAAGAUACCGUGGGGCAGCGUAGAGUCUGUGGGUGACUCUAGUCCAUACGUCACUACAGUGGGAAGCCAUAUACGCAACACCGUCCCAGUGCUCAGAGAAACUCUCUCCUCAGCUAGAAAAUACUUCAUCAACUUCUGCCACAAGUUUGCUAAUGUGUUUAUACCGGCCUUUAUCACUCAUCUGUACAAGUGUAAGCCCAUCAGUACUGUGGCAGCUGAACAGCUUCUCCUGGAUUGUCACUCCCUCAAGACCUACCUCCUGGAGUUGCCCUCUGUGGGCACAGCUGUCGCUAGGAAGGCUCCACCCUCGUACACUAAACUGGUGCAGAAAGGUUUGGAGCGAGCUGAACUGAUCAUCAAGGUUGUGAUGUCCCCUCACGAACAAGCCGAGGAGUUUAUCUCGAGCUAUCGUAAGCUGAUGCAAGGAGACACUGAAGUCAACAACUUCCAUAAAGUCCUCGAAAUGAAAGGUCUUAAGAGAAGUGAGCAAAGUGCUAUGAUGGAAUUAUUCAGGACCAAGCUUCUGGCUGACGGUGGUGCUGACUCAGCACACACAGGAGGCUCCGACAAACGAAUUCAACCAAUCAAAAGACUUGAAAAACUGAUGCGGUUUUAGUGUAUGUAUUUAUGCUGUCAUCAUAAAAUUUAUAGUUUUGUGCAUAUCACGUCGUAUGAUCAUAAUUAUGCAUGUUGGAAUACUUGGAUUGUUGUCAUAAUUAUCCACCCCAUGUGACUUAUAAUUAUUCCAAACAUCGCAA